This is a messenger RNA of Asparagus officinalis (garden asparagus), 750 nucleotides long. RefSeq lists its product as uncharacterized. The transcript has 6 exons. The coding region runs from base 125 to 475 and encodes 116 amino acids. NCBI's taxonomy places the organism in Eukaryota, Viridiplantae, Streptophyta, Magnoliopsida, Asparagales, Asparagaceae. The record is from RefSeq and is a predicted model, not a curated record.
CCGUUGAGAGCAGGAGGCCGCUGAAAAAAUCGUCAGGUAGAAAAAAUUUGUAAGGAAAAAAAGAAAAAAAAAACACCCAUCUUUCUACUUCUCCUCACAAAAGUGAACUCACCCGCCUUCGUCAAUGGAAAAGCACGAAUUUCGACGCGUUCUCGAACAAUUCCCCGUCGUCAGAUCAAGAAAUUACUGCGCAGCUGAUUCAGAAAAAGGAUCCAGUUCACGUGCAACAGACGAGGAGGUAACAGAAUGGCAGGAUGCCUGGAGUGAGAUGGAUAAGAAGAGUGAACCAAAAGAAAUUGAUUAUGAUGAUCCCUUUUGGCAAAAACUACGGUCAGCAGCUGAGGAAAAGGUGGGUCCUACAAAGGCAGAGGAAUUUUGCAAGGCAGUUCAAACAGUUCAUAAGCAAAUUGUAUACGAAAAAAUCAGCAUAGAUGCUGCGCGAAAAUUUAUUGGUGCUGAGGGAAACUCUUGGUAGAUCCUCGCACAAAAAUAUGCAACACCUUUAGUUAAAGGAAGCACAUGUUUUCGAGUAUUGCCUCUGUAAGGCUACCUUGUUGGGUGUUCUAGUGUAUUCUCUGUAUCAACGAAGUAAAAUUGUGACUUAAAUGCGAGUAGACCAACUUCUACUUUGUUUUAUGUGUGGAUUUACGCACGUAAGUGCUUGUAGUAGAAUACUGUUACUAUAUCUCUUUGUAUCAGUGUGAAUUUUGCCGUGACAAUCCGAAUUAAAAGGGGGUGCAUACUGGCUUC